GUAAUGGUGUCUAUAGAUAGGCUCAAUUGCUGGACACUAGAGCCAUCUCACUGAAAGCAGCACUGUCUAGUUCAAAGAUAGAGAAGAAACUUUCGCAAUGGCUGAACAAAUCGAGAUGCCGCGCGUGAAACUUGGAACCCAAGGACUCGAGGUAUCAAGGCUAGGUUAUGGUUGUAUGGGGCUUUCAGGUGCCUACGGUAAUCCUGUCCCUGAGGAGGAUGCAAUUGCAGUAAUCAAAGAGGCAUUUAGUAAAGGCAUCACAUUUUUUGACACAUCGGAUGCUUAUGGUCCGGACCAUGCCAAUGAGUACCUGGUGGGGAAGGCAUUAAAGCAGUUACCGCGAGAAAAAGUCCAAUUAGCUACAAAGUUUGGUGUAGCCGGGUAUGAUGCAUCUGGAGUUAUAGUGAAAGGUUCACCUGAAUAUGCCCGCUCUUGCUGUGAGGCUAGCCUGAAGGUUCUUGGCGUGGACUAUAUCGAUCUUUACUACAUACACAGAAUUGAUGCUACUGUGCCUAUUGAAUACACAAUUGGAGAACUUAAAAAGCUAGUUAAUGAAGGUAAAAUAAGAUAUAUUGGAUUGUCUGAAGCUAGCCCAGACACAAUAAGGAGAGCUCAUGCAGUUCAUCCUAUUACUGCAAUUCAAAUGGACUAUUCCCUUUGGAUUCGUGACAUUGAAGAAAAAAUAAUUCCACUUUGCAGGGAACUUGGGAUCGGAAUAGUUCCCUACAGUCCCUUAGGUCGAGGGUUUUUUGCUGGGAAGGCAAUCGUGGAAAGUGCGGAUCCAAAUAGCUCAUUGACAAGUCACCCAAGGCUUCAAGGAGAGAAUUUUGAGAAGAACAAAGUCCUAUAUUUUCGCAUAGAAGCGUUGGCUAAGAAGCAUGGAUGCACACCAGCUCAACUUGCGAUCGCAUGGGUUCUUCAUCAAGGAGAUGAUAUUGUACCUAUUCCAGGUACAUCCAAAAUUAAGAAUCUUCACUCCAAUAUUGGUGCUUUGAAAGUGAAGCUUACUAAAGAAGAUUUGAAAGAGAUCACCGAUGCGGUUCCCAUCAAUGAAGUAGCUGGGUCAAGAAGUUCUAAUGAGGCCUUUCAUAAGAUCACAUGGGAAUUUGUGAACACUCCACUGCCAAAAUGAACCAGCAAAAUGGAUAAUUAUUAGCGUGUGAUGUUUUGAAAUAAUGGGAUCUCCUUGACGUGCUGAAGUAUUAUGCAACCUCAACUUUUAUGCAAAUUCUGAAGAAUUCCGAUUCUUUAGAAUUUGACUGUUAAACAACGUUGUGCACUUCUAAUCCCUUGUGGUUUUCUGAUAUCGUCCGUUUUGUACUGCUGUGGAUUACUGGCAGAUCACUGCCGGUUUACUAUCGUAUUGCUAUUGAAUAAAUGAACCUCUUUUCAACA
This is a messenger RNA of Olea europaea var. sylvestris, 1395 nucleotides long. RefSeq names its product perakine reductase-like. The transcript is spliced from 7 exons. Lineage: Eukaryota; Viridiplantae; Streptophyta; Magnoliopsida; Lamiales; Oleaceae. Bases 98 to 1132 code for a protein of 344 amino acids. The record is from RefSeq and is a predicted model, not a curated record. Gene Ontology annotation, cellular component: cytoplasm.